CUGAAAGGUGCUGUCCAUCAGAGAUUGCAAUCCGCCUUGUGCAGUUCUCAGAUAUAUUUAAAUCUUCUUUUACCCUUCAAAGGCUAGUUGGAAGAAGUGUUAGGUCAUUAUUUCAGGCUGUAGCUUAAUGCUUAGGUUUAAUGGCAUAUGAUCUCUCUCCCGCGUUCACCAAGGACCUUCAUUCACUGAAGGUCAAGGUAUUAAAUGCUAUUUUUAAACACACACCCAGCAGUGAAGAGUUAAAAAUAGACUUCUACGAAAACGUCCAGUAAUUGGUUAAACCUUGUUAGCCAUCACAUGAAGAUGAUAACUCCUCCCAGGAAAAGCCAUAGCAAAAGCAGCUUUGACAUGGAUUUAUACUUAGAAGAGCAGCUGCAGGCUUACUGGGAAGGCGUUCACAAUAUAGGCUCAUGGACAACUAGCAGAAAAAAACACAACCACCUUGAUUCUGCAAAGGAAGGGAAGGAAAAAAAAUAUUAUUUAUUUAUUUAUUUAUUUAUUUAUUUCUCAUGAUGGUCUGCAAAUGAAUUCCAUGGAUUUCCUACUUUGGAACAAUCACCAGUAGACAGAAAACCUAAAAGGAUGGAGCUGGGAAAGGCAAAGCUGCUGAGGACUGGUCUCAAUGCUUUAUAUCAAGCCAUCCACCCCGUGCAUGGAAUCGCCUGGACAGAUGGGAAGCAAGUGGUACUGACUGCUUUGUACUACCAGAACGGAGAGCUGAAGUUUGGAGACUCAAGUGUUGUUGGUCAAUUUGAACAUGUGCAUGGGCUUUACUGGGGCCCGUGUUGCUCUACAGAGACCCCAGCUCUUCUUGCUGUUCAGCACAAAAAGCACGUCAGCGUUUGGCAGCUGGGCUGCAGCACUGCCGAGAAGAACAAACCCUUGGUUUCUCAGACCUGUGAAAUAGGUGAGCCGUUUCCACUGCUUUCCCAGGGCUGCGUGUGGCAUCCAAAACAGGAGGUCUUGGCUGUGCUUACGAAGAGAGAUGCUUCAGUCUUGCACGCUGUUCGUACGGACAGUAGCAGAGUCAAGGCAGACAUCAAAAGCAGUGGGCUUAUUCACUGCGCUUGCUGGACUAAGGAUGGCAAUCGUUUGGUAGUUGCUAUAGGCAGUGCCCUGCAUUCCUAUAUUUGGGAUGAUGCUCAGAAAGCUCUAAAUGUCUGCUCCUUUUGCCCAGUCUUCGACGUGGGAGGUUAUAUCUGCGCUAUGGAAGCCACAUUGGAUUUCCAAAUUGCUGUAGCUACUGAGCUUCCUUUAGAUAACAUCUGCGGUUUGAACGCGGGCAUUACGUUUGAUACGCCAUCUGGCACCAAAACUGGUUCUUUAAUCUCACAGUCUAUGGUGUUUGGUGAUGAGGAAUACUCCAUGGACCUGCGACGAAGGUCCACAGAUUCAGACAGGUCAGGCACUGUCGAUUCAAUAGCUUCUUCUUCAUCGGGUCCUGGGGAUUUAACCCGCAUCCUUGCAAACCACCGGCGGUCUGAUCCUGGUCCUCUCAUUACUCUGAAACGCAAAGACUCUGCAACAAUUAAUGGUCAAGAUUCUUCUUACCUGAUCUUGGUGACUUUUGAGAGGAAGGUAACCACCACCAGAAAAGUCAACAUCCCAGGUAUUCUGGUUCCUGACAUAAUGGCUUUUGACCUUCGAGCUCAGAUUGUGGCAGUAGCUUCUAAUACAUCUAACAUUGUUUUGGUGUAUUCAGUGACCUCUUCCUGCAUGCCCCAUAUUCAACAAAUCCAGCUGGAAAAAAAUGAAAGACCAAAGGGCCUGUGCUUUUUGACCGAUAAGCUCCUGUUGAUUCUCAUCGGGAAGCAAAAGUUCCCUGAGCCUAACUUCAUUCCCUCUUCAAGUUCAGACAGGUACGUAAUGCGUCUGAUGACCAAAGAACUGAUGCUGGAAGAAGAUUCUUCAGCUCUGCCAGACACUAAGCAGCAUAUGCUUUAUAGCUUUGUAUCCUCGGUGAACAUACCUGGAAAAAGAAAGUUCUUUGAAAAUCUUGCCACGGAAGACCAAGCUCCAAGCAGGGAGCUGUUAAUACCAAGAAACACAGUUAUUCAGUCUCCUAGCGGCAGGAGAAGACUCAUUGAAGAAGUGAAGAGUGCUAGUUAUGAGCAGAGCUCUUCCUCAAGUAUUAGUGACCUGGAUGAGAAAAAGCUCCCAGGUGACGCCUCUGUUGCCUUGGAAAAUUUGGAUGCUGAACCUAUCAAUCGUUCAAUGGCUCUGCUUGGUUUUGGAACACCUGCCAGGCCUUCCAGUAGACCAGCUUCCCCUAAAGUGCAGCUCAAUGUGAUCCAAGAAACAUCAAGCUCUAAAAAUAACAAUUUGCCAAGUGAAAGAGGAAUGAGUCACAUAUCUAGAAAUUUAGAGAGACUUUGUGGCAGCUUCAACGAGUUACAACUGAGUAUUUCUGAAAUAACAGACCUUGCUAAAAAUGGGAGAAGGGUAUCUUUAGCCUAUCCGUGUUCACAGGAACCGCCGGUUGUUCAUAUCACGUAUCAGAAAUGUUUUGCAAAUGGAGCAGUUACUGAAGAAACAAAAGAUGUUCUCCUCUGUGAUGGCAAGAUCCAUUUGAAUUUAGUCCAGCAGCUGUUUGAUCUGCCCAUUAUUGAAAUGAAACAUGGCUCUUCUUGGAUUGUGCUCACUGCAGACAAGGACGGCUUUGUGCCAUUAAUAUUCAAAGCAGCACAAGAGAUAAUCAUAAGGGAUGGAACUGACAGUUCGGAAGUCUGUGGAGGGCACUCCUACAGAAGGGGCAGUCUAAUGCAACCACCCAGCAGAGUGACAUAAUUUCUCAACAAAACCCACUAACGAUCCUUUUUCUUUUCUGAAGCAAUACAGAGAUGUUCUGCAGUGUCAGAAACUGAACGACUAGAAAGCUGUCCUCACUACUUGCAAUAUAUUUUAACUGUACAAUCUGUGAUAUGGUUACACAAUAGCUAAGUCCUAGGGUUGGCUGGACCCUGAUGAUUUCUUCUGAAGGAUCAGACCUAGCCUGAAGUUUAUCAGCGCUGUUAUUCAUGGCUGCCAGGGGACUGAAGCAGAGACUGGUUUCUAAUUGUGGUAAGAAUGUUCAGGGAGAAAAACAUUAUGCUAAAAAUCAUGCAGUAAAAACAAGCCUGGCUAAUACAGGAGUACAGACACCACAAAAGCAACAAAAUGCUUUUUGUUGCAUGAGAAAAUGCAAUUAAAGAGCAUUUAUGUUGAGGAAAACUGGGAAGGGAAAUAAGAAAGGAAAGCGCUUUUAGGCUCGCUUUGCUGUUCCAGUGGGUCCCAUGGAAACCUGCAAUGUUUUCAAAAAUGCAUAAUUCUAACACGAAAACAUUCAGCUGCUAAAAUGGCUGCACCGCUGUCUCAGUCCUACACAGCACGUAGCUUUAUACAGGCACACGGGAGAAAGAAAAAAGCCCUGCCAGGUAAAUUAAGGAUCAAAGACACUGAAUGUAAAUUUCAUUCGGCUACAUGUAGAUGUCUACACUGAACUUGCCACCUAGACUCCUGUAGGAUCAGUCACAAAACCAACUCCUACAGCAGAUCACUCGUGUCGGCUGUAGAUUUCUAGAAGGGAUGAUGGCGAACCAUCCCUAUUCAGUCAGUAACUAAGUGCCUACUCCAUUCCCCUGCCUGCGAAGCGAGCUGGUGUGACUGGUCUGAGUGCAGACAUUUACACGUAGGCAGAUGGAUCUCACCCUCAGAGACAAGGGUAAUACCAAAACAUCUGAGGAGCAGACAGAUUCAUGGAAAUUCAGUGUUCAUGACUACGGUGACAGGUAACGGAGGAACUGAGUGAACUCCCGAAGGAACUCCCUGUCUUCUCAUCCUCCAAAUGCCAUGAGAUGAGUAAAGAGUUGUGAGCAGCCACGUGGGUGAGGUUUAGCCUCUCCUACUGCUGCACAACCCCCCCAAAAAACACGUCAAGGUUCAUCCUGUACAAUCAGGGAAACAUAAAAGGGGUGAGACUUAUUUAAUCUAUUACUAUUUUUCAUUCUACACAUUUUGGGUCUUGCUAGUGCCCCUGGAGAGUCUUUCUUCCCUACCUGGGAACCAUGUCAAACCUCACAGUGCACAGACACGCUAAAAUCCAGGUGUAAUACCUCACCCCUACCAGUCCUGGAUCAGUAAGGCAGAUCUAUGAUCUGAAAGCACUUAAUGGGAUUGUGAAGUUUGGCACGAGUGUCACCCCAGUGAUGCAGCCAGAAAUCAUGGGAGGAACAAAUUAAUUCAAUUCACUGUUAUAAAUGUCUUUCUCACACAAGUAUCUUCCCAGAGACAAAGAAAUCAUUAUUCUACCAAGGCGACAAGCUACACGAUGUAGCCAGGUAUAUUUUCCUAACAUUUCCUUAUAUUUCUAAAUGAUGUAAUGCAUUUUGAAGGAGCAAAAGACACUUCACCAACAUCCUCGUGUAUCACGAUUUUCUGGUAUUUGAAACACGUAGGUCUGUGGCCAAGUGAAAUAAAAAAUAAUUAUAAUUAACUAUAAAUGCCAGAAGGUAUAUUUUAUAGGAAUGUUUUGGAUAUACUAAAGGAAGGAUUGAAGGAAAUUUUCCUGACAAAUAUUGUCUUCUAAGGGAAAUGGUGGUAGUCCCACAGUUUGGUCCGCUUGAUGUGAGACCACUGAAAUACAAAGAAAUACGUUGCACAGUACAGACCUGCACUGCAAACAUACGAAAUUGAAGAAAUAGAGAACUGAGCCUAUCGGGUUGCUGACACACCAAGAUACUUCCAUCUGUACUGAAUGGCUGCUUUGAGUUCCUGCUAUACGCUAUUCCAAAGGACUUGUUGCCAGAAGAAUCAUGCUCCAUGAGCUCCUGCUCCACCUUUUGUCAUCUUCAUGCCUUAGUGCCGUUGCACUAAAGGGGGGAUUCCCAAAUAAUCAUGAAUAAUUCCCAAAGGGGGAAUUCUGGAAGGGGAAAAUCUUACCUAAUAAGAUCAGCGAGUACGUGCAUUAAAGAAGCCUCAGAACUUGUAAUUAUCAUGAGACAUUUCCCUGUCAGUCUGUCACGCUCCCGUUUUAAUUUUUCAUGUGCUACUUUUCUAUGAAACGAUCUGCCUGUUGAGAAGAUCAGGAGUGAAAGGAGCUUCCACGCCUGAAUGACUGCCAAGUUUCGGAGCUAAAAGGAGGCAAAUAAACUUUCAGAUGACAAAACAAUUAGUUUCAGGGAAUAGCUCUAAAAGCUGGCUGUAAAAUUCAGAAACUUGGUUCUGUGAUGCUUAACGAACUUUUGGAUUUGUUAUACUUUGGUGGCAUUUUUUCCCUUGCUGUGUGAUUCAAUGGUUACUGAACCUGUGUGGGACCUUAUCUGUCUGAAGGCGCUACCAUUAUCCAGCACAAUCAGUCUUGUAACAAAUGAGGACCCAGUUCAUCUUUUUGCAGACUUAGAAAUUUAUAGGAAGGCUCAGGAAAAAUGUUCGAUAUUAUCAAUUAGUACUGUUAAAAAACAGCACUACCCUCCAUGCUUAUGAACACACAUCACGCACAUGUAACUCUGGUGGAAAAUAAGUGUUCAACUCAUAUGCAUUCAAUUAAAAACGAACAACUCCUAAAUGAAGGAAGAUUUGUUUCCAGUUAAUGAUAUAGGGGUCCGGUGCAGGACUAUUUUAAAUAGCGUCUAUCACAGGGCUAUAAAGAUAAAAUUGAAAGUAAUAAAAGCACUGGAAUAAGUGCUGAAGAGAUUUAUGCAAAGCAGAGGAUACAUUUUCAGCUUUGGUUUGGAUCGAGAACAGAUGGGGAAUCAGCGAAGUAAAGAGAUAUAAGGCUGUUCUAUUAAGCACAAGCUGUACAGAAGAUUUUUGCACAAACAAUGAAAAAAGCAUGCGGAAAGAUAAAGAGAGCUUGUACUAUGUGAGUUGAGCAGACAGUAGGCUGUGAAAGGGAGAAAAGCACGAACUGGGAAGCAUUCACCUUCCUCCAGCAGGGCUGUUUCAUAAACAGUGGCCCAAAUCAAUCGGUUUAGAAAAAGUGGAGUUGUUCAGGUCACCUGAAUUUCAUAAAGGUGCUGAGUCCCUCUUUUAGGCUCCUUCUUUCAUCAGCAGAGAGGACAGGCUCCUCCAGAAGAAUAAUGAGUGUGCCUGUGCAAGGUUCCUGUCUAGAGUCACCCUGGAGGGAAGUCUGCCUUUCAUAAUUAAAACAGAGGAAAGUGAGGGAGACGAGGAGCUUAAAUGAGAAGUCAAAGCAUAACGCUUACACUCAGUAUGCCAUACCAGUGGCACUCAGAACACUUAAUGGCAUACCAGCUCCUCCAAAACAUUACCCCUGUGGGGAAUAAACAACAUACCAGGAA
Molecule: messenger RNA, 6278 nt
Organism: Oxyura jamaicensis (ruddy duck)
Lineage: Eukaryota; Metazoa; Chordata; Aves; Anseriformes; Anatidae
Product: WD repeat and coiled-coil-containing protein-like
Exons: 3
Coding region: 583-2787 (734 amino acids)
Molecular function (GO): kinase binding
Source: RefSeq, a predicted model, not a curated record